Molecule: messenger RNA, 2163 nt
Organism: Penicillium odoratum
Lineage: Eukaryota; Fungi; Ascomycota; Eurotiomycetes; Eurotiales; Aspergillaceae
Product: putative ABC transporter
Exons: 2
Coding region: 1-2163 (720 amino acids)
Cellular component (GO): mitochondrion
Molecular function (GO): ATP binding; ATP hydrolysis activity
Source: RefSeq, a predicted model, not a curated record
AUGCUACUUCGAACGGCGCUGAGGUCCCGGGGACCACGGCCUAUCCUCUUUCGUGGAGCUCGCUCGGUAUCAUCUGCGCCACUCAUUCAAAUCCAGGAUGGCACAUUCUACCGGCAGUAUCCGACAGAAGACAAUGCCGCGACUAAUCCACCUCUAUUUCCAAACUUCAACUUCACCCUCGCCUCUCAAACAUCACCUUUGGGGAAAAAGGACAAAUCCUUGCAGCAUUGGGCGGUGAUUGGUACAUCCGGACGGACUGAUCUACUAGAUGUCCUCGGGGGCAAGCAUAUUUGUCUUCCACCUGAUGCGCGAUCGUAUCCCUACCUUCUCACAGACGAACUUGCCGCCAAAGAUCCACAGCUACGCUAUGUGAACAAUGCAAUUAGGUAUAUUGGUUUCAGCGGAGAAGGCUCGGGAACCAUUGGUGGCACCCGGGGCGCAUACUUGAGUGCCCGCUAUGAGAGCCUUCGGGAGGAGACCGACUGGACAGUGGAGCAGUUUCUCCGUGGGCAAACGUCGCUGAAUCCCAUGGAAGGGGAAGAGAACGGAACGAUUCACGAUGAACAGCUCAUUCAAGAGGUGAUCAGCAAUCUACAUCUAUCGGAGUUGCUGGACAUGCCAGUUGCAAACCUUAGCAAUGGUCAGACUCGACGCGCUCGCAUCGCAGAAGCUCUCCUCAAAAAACCCGAGCUACUUCUUUUAGAUGAGCCUUUUAUGGGACUGGACCCGGCUACCGUUCGAAGUAUUUCCGGUCUGCUCCAUCGUCUGGCUCAAAGGUCUUCUCCUCGAUUGGUUUUGGCAUUACGCCCCCAGGAUACAGUACCGGAAUGGAUUACCCAUGUAAUUAUAGUGGGAAACUCUCACCACGUUGUCCAGCAAGGCUCGCAGGCCGAGAUUAGCAAAGUGCUGGAGAUCUGGAAGCAACUCACGGAUGGAAAAGCCUCGGUUGAUUUUAAGGGCGCAAAGGGAAAAGUUAUUCUGAACCAGGCUCAAAAAGAUUUAAAGUCGGGUGCUCUUGAUGAACAAUUGGUCCGAGACCUCACUGCCACUAGAAAUCAGAAGCCUGAUUGGAAGGAAAUUUCACCCUUACUAAAAGGAGAGCCACUAAUUGAAAUGGAUGGAGUUCGUAUCCAGUAUGGCGAGAAAGUGGUUCUGGGUAAUUGGACUCAAAAGGUGGAAGGAGAAACCAAAGAUGGUCUGCAUUGGCGUGUGCGUCGAGGCCAGCGCUGGGCAAUUCUCGGUGCCAAUGGGUCUGGCAAGACAACUCUACUCUCACUCAUUACAUCCGAUCACCCGCAAGCAUACGCUCAACCCCUCAAAAUGUUCGGUCGGUCCCGUCUUCCCGAAUCGGGCAAACCUGGUAUCUCCAUCUUCGAGCUCCAGUCCCGCCUCGGCCAUUCAUCUCCCGAGAUUCACGCAUUCUUCCCUCGACAAUUAACCGUGCGAGAAGCUAUUGAAUCCGCUUUUGCGGAGACUUUCUUAUCCAAACCAGUGCUCACCUAUGAGCGAGACCUUGACGUGAACGCGGUCCUGCGGUUUUUCAAGGCUGAGCUGGAUCCAAAUGCCACGUCGGAGGAAAAGCCCCCUAUUAUUACAACCAACACCGAUAUCUUCCCUCAACUCGGUCCCAGCGGGAACAACAAGUCUUUCACCCCAGCGGACUAUGAUAUCGAAUACGCUGACAAUAUCACGUUCGGCCAACUUGCUACUGCACAGCAGCGUAUUGUGCUUUUCAUCCGAGCACUCAUUCACAAUCCAGACAUUGUGGUUCUUGAUGAACCCUUCUCGGGCUUGUCUGCUUCUCAGCGCGACAAAUGUCUACACUAUAUUGACCACGGCGAUUCUAACCUAGGCUCGGGUCGAGGUCACAUGCAUUAUAAGGGUCUUUCGGAUGAACAAGCCCUGGUGCUGAUCAGCCAUGUCAAGGAGGAAGUUCCUGAAAGUGUUCGUUUCUAUAUGCGGCUGCCGUCGGAGUCAGACGAUGGUGCUGAGCCAUUGGACUUCCGUUUUGGUACGCUCAAUAAUGGCAGUGUCCUGAGUGACCCAAAGGUAUGGGAUACCGCGUGGUCUCCACCUUCUCAAUUUUUGAAAUCCGCAUAUCGAACUCGCAGACGCCGCGGUGAACAAUCCGACGUAAGCGUUUACGAGUGGUUUUCGAUCUAG